AUGAAUUCAAAGAAGGUUCCAGAGAAUGGACCAAAUAUCUCAGCCCAGAAUCAUGCCUCCGGCUGCCAGUAUCUGGGCCCUGGCGACGGUGAUCAGAAUGUGGUCAGCAGCGAUGGUGUUCAGUUGAACGACCGCAGUGACCGUCGACAGUAUAACAACACAUUCGCACUGCACUGUGGUCAAGGGAUCCCACCAGCUUGGAACUUGGCUGAGAUAUUCAAAGAGGGACACAGGCCACCUGAGCCGACGGGUAGGGAAACUACUGUUUAG
This is a messenger RNA of Fusarium venenatum, 270 nucleotides long. Lineage: Eukaryota; Fungi; Ascomycota; Sordariomycetes; Hypocreales; Nectriaceae. The record is from RefSeq and is a predicted model, not a curated record.